ACCUUAAGAAGAUAUAAGAUGAAGCUAAACCCCGCAAAGUGUAAGUUCGGAGUAAAAUCAGGGAAGUUCCUUGGAUACAUGGUCACCGAACGUGGCAUUGAGGUGAACCCAGAGAAGGUACGGGCGGUACUUGAGAUGCAGCCGCCUAGGACAAUAAAGGAAGUGCAAAUCCUCACUGGACGAUUGGCGGGACUUAGCCGGUUUAUAGCACGCGCGGCAGAACGAAGUUUUCCAUUCUUUCGCACUCUACGAAAAGGAGCUCGAUUUGAGUGGUCAUCACAAGCGCAGGAGGCUUUUGAUAAGCUGAAGGAAUUUUUGGCUUCGCUACCCCUGCUCACCAAGCCAGACCCAACAGACGUGCUAAUUUUAUAUCUCUCAGUGGGCGAGGUGGCAAUUAGCUCAGUUCUGUUGAAGGAAGAUGGAGGGGGGCAGCAACCUAUCUAUUACGUAAGUAAACUGUUACAAGGGGCUGAGAUGAAGUACGCGGAGGUCGAGAAGGCAGCCUUGGCUCUUAUUAUUACGGCUAGGAAGUUGAGACCCUACUUCUUAUCGCAUGGGGUCGUGGUACGCACAAAUUUCCCUUUAAAUGAAACGCUAGGUAGACCAUCAGCUUCUGGUCGAAUGGUUAAAUGGGCGGUUGAGCUCGGAGAAUAUAAUGUUAGUUUCGAGGCAAGAAAAGCUAUUAAGGCACAGGCAUUGGCGGAUUUUAUUCGGGAAGGCACGAUGGUUGAGAAGCCCGGUGUGUGGGAGGUAUAUGUCGACGGAUCCUCGACUAAAGUUGGAGCGGGGAUUGGCAUCCUAAUCUUGCCACCAGGAGGAGAACCACUAGAAUUUGCGGUGAAGCUCACUUUCAGAGCCUCAAAUAACGAGGCAGAAUAUGAGGCGCUAUUGAAAGGAAUGCAGUUGGUAGCGAGUGCCGGGGCUAGGAAAGUUGUCAUACACUCAGACUCUCAAUUAGUGGUCGAGCAGACGAAAGGGGAUUAUGAAGCCAGGGAAGAAAGAAUGGGGAAGUAUGCAGAUGAGGCAAGAGCGUUGGCUAAGAGUUUUGAGUCAUGGCAGCUG
This is a messenger RNA of Striga hermonthica, 1062 nucleotides long. Lineage: Eukaryota; Viridiplantae; Streptophyta; Magnoliopsida; Lamiales; Orobanchaceae. The record is from the annotation of a GenBank genome assembly.